AUUGGUGGGAAUGUAUGUCGUCUUCAUGUUAGCCGGGUAUUAGGGCAUAAGCAGCUUUAAAAAUCACGCCAUUUUCUUGUAAUUUUCAGAAAAAGCUGUGAAAAAUAAUCACUUUUCUCUCCCUUUCUCUCAAGUCAUGAAGAACAAUCUUAGCAAUAGCACUAAGCUGAUUCUUCUUCAUCCCUACAUCCAAAAACAAGGAGGGUCCAACCGGUUAUGGCUUCUGGCUUUUGUUUCAUUUCUGACUUUGGCUUUUCUUCUUACACUGAUUUACACUAGAGAAUCCAUCACCACCACUGCCGUCGGCGGCGGCGUCUCCACCUCGGCUACCACCGGAGUCAACAAGCCGCCACUUUCGAAGGCUGUGGUAAGAGCUCUAGUCCACUACGCUUCCAACUCAAACAACACUGAACAUAUGUCGUAUACGGAUAUCAAACAAAUCUCCGACAUUCUCCGGCAAUGCUCACACCCCUGUAAUUUCCUGGUUUUCGGCUUAACCCACGAAACCCUUCUUUGGAAAGCCCUAAACCCUAAUGGCAGAACCGUUUUCAUCGAUGAAAAUCGGUAUUACGCUGCAUACAUCGAGGAAAAAUACCCAGAAAUCGAAGCCUACGACGUGCAGUACUCAACCAAAAUAACUGAAGUGAAAGAGCUAAUUUCAUCGGUUAAAGAACAGAUGCAGAAUGAAUGCAGGCCAGUGCAAAAUCUUCUGUUUUCAGAAUGCAAGCUGGGAUUGAAUGAUCUUCCGAACCAGUUAUAUGAGGUGGAUUGGGAUAUCAUAUUGGUGGACGGCCCACGUGGAUACUGGCCUGAAGCACCAGGUCGGAUGGCGGCGAUUUUCACCUCCGGCGUACUUGCCCGGAGCAAAAAGGCAGGAGCCAAUCCUAAAACGCAUAUUUUCGUGCAUGAUUUUAAUAUGAAGGUGGAUAGAAUUACAAGUGAUGAAUUUUUGUGCAAAGAGAAUUUGGUGAAAUCUAAAGACAUGCUUGGGCAUUUCAUCCUGGAAAGAAUGGAUAGUAGCAACACUCAGUUCUGUCGCAGCCAUUCAUCGUCGUCUUCAUCAGCUUAAUAAACUCUCUGUGAUCAUCAAAUAAUCUUAGUCGUUGCUCAAAUUUGAUAAAUUAAUUGUCCAUGGUCAAAAUUUUGACCUUUUUUAUCGGGUUGGGUUGUGUACAAAUAAUUUUUGGGCAUCUCUACACUUUAAUUUCUUUGAUGAAAUGCAAUUGUUUGUCUUUCUAUCUC
Molecule: messenger RNA, 1242 nt
Organism: Olea europaea var. sylvestris
Lineage: Eukaryota; Viridiplantae; Streptophyta; Magnoliopsida; Lamiales; Oleaceae
Product: protein IRX15-LIKE-like
Exons: 1
Coding region: 137-1069 (310 amino acids)
Biological process (GO): xylan biosynthetic process
Source: RefSeq, a predicted model, not a curated record